This is a messenger RNA of Scylla paramamosain (green mud crab), 9000 nucleotides long. RefSeq lists its product as uncharacterized. The record is from RefSeq and is a predicted model, not a curated record. NCBI's taxonomy places the organism in Eukaryota, Metazoa, Arthropoda, Malacostraca, Decapoda, Portunidae. Bases 143 to 6847 code for a protein of 2234 amino acids. The transcript is spliced from 39 exons.
GCUGGCAGUCACUAGCGGGAGUUGAGGUGCGGAGUGACACAAGACUCUGGGGAUUGUGUUACUUAUGUUCUGUGGUUGUUUGAAGGACCACACUCGUGCAGCACCUCCGGAGUGAUCACGGCAGCAAGGAGGAAGAUGCACCAUGCCGGUGGCUGGCGGCCGAGUACAGAAGCGGGUUAACGAGCGCGCUGGCAACCACAACCUGGAUCCUGGCAACUUGCACAGUUCGGGUGCAGCCCAUCAUGAUGCCCUCCAGGAGGUGGCUGGCUGGCACAUGGAGGACUGGGAGGAGCUUGAGGCACUGCUGGAGAGUGAGCACCUCAUCUUGGGACAGGAGCACCAACAGCACCAGCAGCAGCGCUCCAGCUCAGACAUCAACCUCCUCCAGAGUCCAGAGCGUGUCCCACGGCUACCCCCUGAAGCACCUACUUCUCGUAGCAGCUCCCGCCGGUCCUUGCCUCGCACUCGUGGGGGCUUCUCUGUACCCCUCCACCAGUUGUCCUCAAUCCUCCUCAACAUGACUUUCUCCGACACCGAGGAUGAUCACCAGGGUGGCAGCAGGAACACGAGCAACGAACAAGACCGCUCCCUCAGUCGCUCCCGCACAGAGUCAGGUGUGAGCAAUGCCUCCACAGUCUCCCUGGCCAGUCCCUCCUCCUCUGCUGGGCUUGCAGCCACCUCCAAUGGGCCAGCUGCCUCAGGUAGUGCUGUAGGAGAGGACAUUGUGGCUGCAGCCCAGACAGCCUCCUCCAUGGUAGACAUGACGGGUGUGGACAAGAAGAAGAUUGUGGAGAAGCUGCAGCAGAUCCAGGGGUACAUCCAGCAGACCACUGCUGCAAUGGCUGCACUAGAACAGCAGGGAGACACUUCUAAGGUGGGACAGUACAACACCCUGGCCAAGGUGCUUAGGGACCUCAGGGGUUCUGAAGCCAAACUCAAGGCCCAGGCUGCCCAGAAUAAAGAGAGCUUACAGAGUGACAUAUAUGCUCGCUAUGUUCACCUCAAUAAGUCUCUCCAGCAACAGGAGGAAGAGUAUUUGGACAUUCUAGCGAGGUCUCUUGUUCUUAAUAAGGCUGCAGCACAGGUGGCCAAUGGGACGCAACAGAGCACAGCACCGAGCAGCUCUCCUGCAGCACAAGUCAAUGGCCGAGAGGAGCCGGUGACAGAGGAAGGCAGCCGUGUUGUGGGAAUGAUUAGCACGGACAAUGUGCGAACAAUGAGCUCGGAAAACGUGCGCUCACUGCAGGAUCGCCUGGCAGCCAGUCAGGAGGAAUCUGUGGCCAUCAUGAGCCAGAUGAGAGCCAGCAUAGCACGGAGGGAAGACCUCUUGACGCGCUAUAAGGCCACCCAGGAGCGCCUGGCCAACCUCAAGAGGCAGCGUCAGGGCAUUCAUGAGGAGAAGCAGCGUCUUCUGCAGCAGGGAGCUGGUGUUGUUUCUGCCUCAGGUGACACUCCUGAGGGAGAGGAGGACCCCAUCCCAGGUGCUGAGAAUUGGUCAUUGGAGGAGGUGACACGUGCAUUGGUGGACUUCCAAGCUUUGCUGGAAAAGGUGGAGCGGCUCACUACUGUCUACUCCAACAGGGCACAGGAUUUGGCUGCUGAUGAAGAGGGCCAAGCAGACAUAAACAACAAGCUGAGUCUACUGGCCAGCAGGCGGCGGCAACUGACAGAUGUAGUCGCCAGGCUUAAAAGAUUUCAGUUGCUGAGGCAGCAGGAGGAGAGAGAUGGUGCAGGUGAGGAGGGUGGUCACCGCACUGGCUCAGAUGCUCCUGCAGGGGCUCCAGACUUGAACCACACCCCAGCCUCUAACACCCUCCCUGGUAUAGUGGAUGAGGCAGCACCACCGUCCACAUUGGCAGCUUCUGUGCCCAGUGUCAAUGGGGAAGGAAGUGCAAGUUCCAUUAGUCAGGCAGCUAGUGUGAGAGCAGCUGCUGAAUCUGUUACCCAGGCCUCAGAGGAGCUGCAGUCCCGUAAGGCUCAGCUGAGUUCCCUCCAGAAGCAGCUGAGUGACAUGAAGAAGAUGCUUGAUAUGGCCAACAUGGUCAACAUGGCACGACAGGAAGUGAGGGAGCAGGUUGAAGGUGCUUGUUCUUUGCCACCUGCCACUGGGGAGCUGGAGGGAGCUGUGGCAGGGGAGGUCCUGGAGGUGUCAGGCAAGAAGAUUGUUCUGACUGAAGCUGAAAGGCAGAAUCCAGAAAUUGCAGCAAAAUACAAUCAGCUGUCAAAAGCCAAGGAGCGGUUGGCCAAGAUGGAAGAGGUCAUUGCUAUGAUCAGUCAAGCACGACAGAGUGGACAAAACCUGCGGGAUGUGUUGCCUCAGGACUAUCUGGCUAUACUGGAGGAAGCUGAGGAGGAUUUCCCUGACCCCAGCCGCCCUGCUCCCAUAAGCCCCCCUGCCCCACAGAGAUCUGUUGAGAUAGAAGAGGACAUAGGCAGGCUCUCCAGGCGCCCUACUCGUCCCCCUCGUAUGGGUAGUGCAGGCCACAGUGAGGCUGGGCCAGGGUUAGGCCGAGACUCACAGGAGAGCCGGGAGAUUUCUGCCAUGCAGCAGCGACUCAACAAGACCAGUACGCGGGUGUCUGCUGUCAAUGAGAGGUCAAGGCAUGGACAUGAGAAGGGUGCCAUCAAGAAGCAGCCCCAGGUGCUGUGGCAGGGCAACAGUGGGGGGAGCGGCAGCAGGGGAGGUGGGGCAGCAGAAGAUCCACGCCUGGCCCAGGUUUUAGCCUUGCAGGAGGAACUACGGCAGAAGAAAAAUGCACUGGAGGCCCUCAUGAGGCGCAUGGGCAAGUCCUCUUCCCUUAACAUGGACAACAUCUCCGAUAAUAUCUCUGACAAUGUCUCUGACACUUCUGACCACCUUGGGGAGACUCGGGGCACCAGUGGGGCAGCCACCUGGGGUGAAGCAGGUGCACUGCACCACUUCUCUGACAAUCAUUAUCAGCAGUCCAGUGAUGAUGACCUUAUUGAUGAAGAUGAAGCAGAUCUCCCUCCACGAAGCCAGGUCCGCCCACCACAGCUGCCACCUGGAGCCAUGUCUCCCAAGGACCGUAACCGCCACUCAGCCAGUCAGCACCGCCGCCGCCAGGACUCGGGCCGUCUCUCUGUUAACAACCUGUCUGCCACUCUUCCUACUCCCACCAGGACCAAGCACAACCGUCUUAGGUCUAGCAGUGCUCCUAAGGCCCUGUGGGAAUCUGUAGGCACACCUGAAGGCCCCAACUACAAGUCCCCUUCCAACACGACAAUGCAGACACAGCACAGCCUCAAUACUGCCCUCAAUCAGCUCAACCAAGUACAGGGGACCAUCAACACCCUGCAGGAAACCCUUCGCCAGGAGCAGAGUCAUGUCCUGGGAAGUUCCAGGGCUUCCCCUUAUCAUCCCCAGCUGGUGCCACCCCUCUUGCCAGAUCUCACUCCCACCUCCUUGCCCCCUGUGGCUCCUCCUAGCCAGGCACUUACUCCAAUGUCUGCCUAUGCUGGCUUAGGCUCCCUCGCCCUGGCUUCUCAAGGAGGUGGAGAGACGAUCAAUCAACAGCUGUUAGCAGGGAUGCAGCAGUGCUUCUCCCAGCUGCAUCUGCAUUCCCUGGAGAUACAGGCCCUAAGCAAGCACCUUCAGCUUUUGGAGAGGAGGGAGCAGACAGGCUCUGCUGCCAUGGCUGAUGUAGGGGAGGGCCUGUGUCAGGGUGGGAGGGAAGGUGCCAGAAGAAGUGAGGAGGAAGAAGAGGAUGAAGACAAUGAGGAGGAGGAAGAGGUCCGUGGAAGCACUCGGUCCCAUUACCCUCAUCAUCACAACCUCCUGGCAAACCCCAGUGGCCUGCGUCCUGGGAAGGAUGUAGGACCUGCCAGGACACCACAGGAUUCCUUCUCUGUGUUCCUUAGACAGCAGAGUGAAGGUGGGGGCAUGCCUUCCUCUGGUGUCACCAAUCCUAUCUAUGGGCAUCUUGGAGAUCUACGAGAUCAAGCAGGAGGCACCUGGGGCUCCCUGGCAGCCACCCCAGGCAUGGAACAACCAACUGAUACCUUAGGAUCCCUUCUGGAAGCAGGAGCUGGGGGUGGAACACUGGAAGGGAGCUCUUCGCACCCUCUUCUGCACCUGGGUCGCUUGGGGGAGCAGGGUAGCCAGUCCCAAGCCCCAGAGGCACACCACUGGGCCUCCCUUGCCUCCACCCACCCCCUGCAUCACCAGACCACUGACUUGCUCAAUAACCAGGUUCCGCCAGGCACACGUGCCAACAACUACUGGGAUAACUUCCGCAGCUAUUCCCGCCAGAACCUGCUUUCCACCACCACCAAGAGCAACACCAGUGACAUCCAUCCACCCUCCACCUCCUCGGUCUCUGUCCCCACUCACAGCGCUGCUUCUGCCCUCCAUCCAGGGCGGGAGGGCAUACGAGGAGAGGACAAGCGGUUCAAUGUGUCUGUGGGCCACAACAACACUAACUGUGGAGCAGGAGCUCGGGCCAGAAUGCCCAAUCCCCACAUCAAUAAUCCUCAGGGUCCCACCAAUCCCAGAGUGAGGAACCCUGUGGCUCCCAGCUCCAAGCACCUGCUCGGCCAGAACAAGCACAAGGCAAACAACAGGAACAAACAAACAGGCGACUUGUGGUCAGCCUCCAAGUGCAGUGAGAGGAACCUGCCAUCUCAGGAGCGAGGCUCAGGUGGCAGGAACCGGGGCUACCUCAACUACAACAGUGCCCGUGCCAAUACUAGUGACAGUGAUGGUGGAGGUGAGGGCACCAACACUGCCGGAGUGACACUGGAGGUGCUACGUGAGGCAGAGGCGCUGAUCCGUCGCCAUGCCAACCAGCCAGAGUUUCUGUUGCAGUUAUUCCGCCAUGCAUCAGAGAUCACUGUGCACACAGACCAGCAUGUGGCUGUAGCCUUGCUGCACGACCUGGCCACCCAGCCCCACCGUCCCUCCAGCCAUGGAGUGAAUGCCAACAUCCGAGGAAGCAGCCGCAGACAUGCUGAAGGCACCACUGGUCUGCCCCUGUCAGCCCCACUGAGAGACUCAUGGCAGCCACAGCCCCACCACAGCCAUCCCCAGAACACCCUCCCUCAGGAGAAUGUGAGUGUGGUGGGCCUGUCAGGGUCAGAGGUCAGCGAUAGUGGCCUGACUUCUGAGGAUGAGGACAACAGGGCUUUGUACCGCAAUGUAAAGAACCUGAGCCUCAGUCCUGGUGGAGCAGUGGCAGCCCCUCCUGCACCCCCUGGGGAUGUGAACACUGGUGCCCGGCCACAGUACCCCCAGCCACCACCCCUCCACUCUGGCCCUCACUACAACCACAACUACCACGACUUCCAACCACACGGCCACCACAACCUCUCCAAUCCCCCCACCACACAGGGAGGGGAGAGCACUCGCAGUGUUGCCAAUUCAGAGAGUUCCCUGUAUGACCACCUUGUGUUUAAUGACUCUCACCUGGCCAGCAGACAGGAGGUGGUUGAAGACUGGGUGAGGCGAGGAGUGGAGGAAGAGGCUGGACCCAGCAAACUCCCAAACCAGCCAGACACUGCUGGCUCCUCCCCAGAGGAUGCCCAUAACCUCAUCCAUCCUCUGAACAAUGACACUGAGUACCUCACCUUUGAGACCCUAGUGGCCUCUGCUGUGAGGGAGAGCACUGAAGUACUGCAAGCACAGGCUUGUGAGGAUGUGGCCUCCCCUCUCCUGCUCAACUCCCUCCACCACAGUCUUGUAGCCCAUAUCCAGACUCGAGCCCAGUCCCUGCGGCUGCCUCAGAGCUUUCUAUUCUCCACGGACACUGAACUCAAAUCUGCCCUCCAAAACUUUGCUGGGAAACCGCUGGCACAGGUGAGCAGCGAUGUGCCCUCCAUUAUCUCCCAAGUGCUGCUGACCCAGUAUUGCUCAGUUUUGGUGCAGCGACUACGGGACAAUCGACCUCUGCUGCCUCAGACCCCAACCAAGCUGCCCACGACUCCACUGGCUAAGGGUGGUGAAAUGAGUCUGGAAGGCACCAGUGCCACUCCUACGGCUGCCCUGCCUGAAUGCCAUCCCACCCAGGAGGUGACCACAGCCACACAGACCGAGGCCGCAGUGUUCUCCCUCCAUCCUCAGCGGCCAAGCCUCCACUCUGGCCACAACUUCAGCCUCACUGCUGGGGCUGCUGCCAUCCAUCCACCACCACCACCACCUCCUGUGCCCGAAAGCACUCCUGUGGAGAGUGCCUGGCAGGCCCCUCCACCACCACCUGCCCCACUGCCCUCCCCUAACCAUAACCCAGGUGUGGGGGAGCCUCUGUCAGAGAGUGCAGCCUGUGGAGGUGCAGCACUCUCAGGAGCCCAGUCUGGGGUGUGGGGUGCAGAGGGGGUGGCUCCCAAAGCUACCCUGGGAGCCAGCUGUGGUGAGCCAGAACAGGAGGAGGCCAUGAUGGAUGAUCUUGGGGAGCCCACACUGGUGCACACACUGGCAGAGGCUGACCAGUCACAAGAUGCAGUGGAGGGAGACUGGGGUGAGGACUCCCAGGCAGAGGGCAUUGUGCAGGCUGAGGGCAGCCGGCCAUCAUGCAGCUCUCACUCUCUCCCUAUCUCACAGCAUCCUGGCUGGCUUCCUUCCCGGGAUGCUUCCUCCCAGCUGGAGAUGGAGGUAGAGGUGGAAGGUCUAGUGGAGAGUGAUGCAGCAGAAGCAGCUGCUCUUGGGGUGGGUCAUCUCCUCUUCCUGGAUCAGCAGAGUCAGGAGUUAGAUGAGGUGCCCAUCAAGUUACAGAGCCCAGAGGGAAGCUCUCCUGCUGACACCCCAGAUCAGCCUCUGCCUCAGCACCACAAUAACCACCACCACCAUCACCACCAGCAGCAGCGCUCCCAAUCACCUGAUGGGAGUGAAGGGUGACGGAAACAGGUACGCAGCUGCUCCUUCUCAUGCUGUCAUGGGAGGAAGAAGGAAGGAAAAGGGUGGCGACCAUCAGUGGAAGCCAAAAGAAUGAAAAGUAUAACAGAGGAACCUCACAGUAUUGCCAGAGGGGAGGCAUUGAUGUUUGGGGAGGAUGAGGAGUUAAGUGAUGAAGAGACGCAGGAACAACAGGCAUGUGUGAUGUCCAGUCCAGUGCUAAUGCUGAGCUCUUGUUUGGUGAGCUUCUUCACUUUGUUCAUGUGCAAGAUGAGGGUUAACCAGCCCACCCACAAAUGAAGGCCAGUAUCUUCCAUAGCAUCCAUUCAGUCAGUCGGAUUACCAGGUCAUCAGCAUGAGAACAAAAACAUUGAGGGAGGAGUGCAUGAUAGUGUCAGCAGUAAGUUGAGUACACCCAUCACACAGCAGCUGUUAAAACAUACAACUGUGCAGUCACAGUAAUGUGCUGGAGCUAGUUACAGGAGUAAAAUUACUCAUUUCUUACAUCAAAAUUAAGGCACUGUGUGUAUAUCAAAUAAUAUUAGCAAAAACUUUAAUUGUCAGAAAAUUUUUCCAAAUGUUAUAUGUAGGAUUUGUUGUUUAGUGUUAUCAGCUGGUCCACAUUGCUGCCAUCUGUGUAGCAUGUCUCUGUAAGCAUUGGGACCAUGUGACCAGCCAACCUGUAUUCUGCUCAAACAAGUUUUGGAAGGUUCCUUUCUCUGGAGUCUGAUGGACUUUCCAGGAGCUGGGAAUGUUGUACCACAGACCAGCCCAUGACAAUCAGAGCUUAUGAGUAACCAUGUUGUCAGUGUCAGGUUAUGUAUUUGAUCUUAGUGUGAUGAUUGUGCCAAAGGCUGCCUCAUAUCACAGAGGAGAGCCCAGGACUCAUUGUAACAAGUUAAAUACUUUUUUGAUUCUAUUGCACUUGAAAUAUCAUGUGUGUUAUAUACCAUCAUUACAGUUAGUGUAUGAAGGUUAUGAAGAAGCCUGAAAUUACUACAUUUCCACACUUUAAAUACUUAAUUUCUCAUAAUUCUAAAGUUUCCAGCCUGACUACCCUAUGGUCAUCUUGUUGCAGCUUGUGUUUCUCAAUAGGAUUACUUUUCAAAGCAUUAUGUACUCAUAUGGUCAUCUUUUACUUUUCAAGAUAUUACUAGAUAUUACUCAUGUAGUACUCAUUUUGUCAGUGUUACAAUUUGGUGUUGCCAGCAUCUUGACCUCCCCCCAGUGAGACCUGGCCUGUCUCUUGCCUUUCACCAGUGUGACCUGGCCUGUCCAUCCCCGUCCCAGUGUGACCACGCCUUUCUCUCCCAUUCCCAUGUUACCUGGCCCAUCUCUCCCCUUCCCUCAGUGUGACCUGACCUGUCCUGUCCCUCUUCCUUAGUGAGUGUGACCUGAUGGUCCCUCUUCCUUUGUGUGACCAAACUUUCCCUCUUCCUUUCUAAGUGUGACCUGAUCUGUCCCACCACCUGCCAAUAGAAUCUGUUCCCUUUGCACUAGGGUCCAGCCCCUUCAGUCUGUUUCCCCUCCCCCUCCAGUGUGACUGGCUAUAUGUGCUGGAGGACAUCUUACCAUCAACAUGUUCUUGCUGGAAACGUUAACCUCAGAGUCAUUGUUUCCUAGUGUUCCUUGAGUCUGUAUUCCUUAGGGCUCAAUACCAAGGAACCACAGCAUCCUGAAGUGUUUAGUGAAGUACUGCCAUCUGGUAUCCAGGCAAUACAUGAGUCAUGUCAUGUGAAAACUGUUCAAGUUUUAGGUAAUAUUGAAUUCAUAUUCCAUAUAAAUCAAAAGAAUAAGUGAUAUUUUACUUAUUUUUAUGGAUAUUUUUGCAGUUUCUCUUUAUUUCCAAAGUGGAGAAAUACUUUUCAUUAUGGUAGUGGAUUGUGAAACAUUGAAGGUCCAGUGAAAUUGAUUGGAAGCAACAUGGCAGUAAGAGCUGAGGUGAAAGUUCUGUGGUGAGUGAAUGUUCUGCCGUAAGAAGGUUUGGCAAGUCUCAGAAUAUGUGAACUAAAGAGGAACAAGGCAGAUAGUACAUGUUCAACCAUGCAUUGUUAUGAACCUACUCUGCUUUGUGUAUCCAGCUUAUUGCAGCAUUUAACCAGAGUAUAAAUGUAAGCUGAAGUUAACAAGGCUAUUAUAAUCAAAGUAAAUCACAG